Messenger RNA from Habropoda laboriosa, 561 nucleotides. RefSeq names its product RING-box protein 1A (gene Roc1a). Gene Ontology annotation, biological process: ubiquitin-dependent protein catabolic process; protein ubiquitination. Gene Ontology annotation, molecular function: ubiquitin protein ligase activity; zinc ion binding; cullin family protein binding. The transcript is spliced from 5 exons. Lineage: Eukaryota; Metazoa; Arthropoda; Insecta; Hymenoptera; Apidae. Gene Ontology annotation, cellular component: cullin-RING ubiquitin ligase complex; nucleus. The coding region runs from base 3 to 344 and encodes 113 amino acids. The record is from RefSeq and is a predicted model, not a curated record.
GCAUGGCGUCGGCAAUGGAAAUUGAUGACGAAGAAAACGAUUUACCAACUUCGAGUAGUAGUAAAGGGGAGAAGAAACGUUUUGAAGUAAAAAAGUGGAAUGCUGUGGCCCUUUGGGCAUGGGAUAUUGUAGUAGAUAAUUGCGCGAUCUGCCGUAAUCAUAUUAUGGAUUUGUGCAUUGAAUGUCAAGCAAAUCAAGCAUCAGCCACUAGCGAAGAAUGUACCGUAGCUUGGGGUGUAUGCAAUCAUGCAUUCCAUUUCCAUUGCAUCUCACGUUGGUUGAAGACUCGACAAGUUUGUCCACUUGACAAUCGAGAGUGGGAGUUCCAGAAAUACGGUCAUUAGCAGAGUGUCUCCAGCUGCCACAGACAUCAGAACCCUCCAGAAUGCCAAAGCCGACGCAGGUUUAAUUACUGUGUGAACAAAAGACAAGUAAACAAUUUGUUGUUACAUCAAUCUAGAAAAAUCGGUGGCAUCUCUCAGAGCGUCCGUAGCAGUUCUUCGAACGUGAUAAAGAAAUUAAAAAUCUGCUUGAAACACAAUGUGAUUAGGAUGCUAUUGC